Messenger RNA from Magnolia sinica, 1378 nucleotides. RefSeq lists its product as uncharacterized. NCBI's taxonomy places the organism in Eukaryota, Viridiplantae, Streptophyta, Magnoliopsida, Magnoliales, Magnoliaceae. The record is from RefSeq and is a predicted model, not a curated record. The transcript is spliced from 5 exons. Bases 415 to 1254 code for a protein of 279 amino acids.
GUCGUCAUCCUCAUCAUCUAAGAAGAGAGGUCCUACCCGAGGUUCAGAAUUACAUGAGAGGACUUCAGUGAAAAGGGUCAUUGGGAUUAAUGAAUUUGGGCAACCGAAUAUAGGGGAUGCAAAUCAGAUCGCAUUCAAUUCAAGCAUUGGUGUUCUCACCCGUGCACACAUUCCGAUCACCUACACAGACUUUCGGUUGGUGCCUCCACAGUACAUUCAGAGGGUCAGUGAUAUCCUGGCGUGUAGUUAUGAAUUUCAGGAUAACCAAGAAGCAUGGUCACCAUAUGUUCGUGAUCGCUUAAGGCUGCUUGGAGAAAUUUCAAAAACACUUUGCAUGCAAAGUAUAUUAAGGACAAGGAUCCUACAGUUGUGAAAUCGUAUCCUGCCCCUAUUGGUGUCCCUAUUGAGGAUUGGAUGAUCUUCGUGGAUUAUUGCAAUACUGAUAAAUUCAAGGAAUCAAGUGUAAGAAAUGCAUCCAAUCGGGCUAAACAAGUUGGCCCUUCUACACUUGGUCGGCGUAGCAUGGCUGCCAUACAUCAUGAGAUGGCAAUUGAGAGGAAUCUUACUACUGAUGCCGAGGUUGGUAGGGCUGAGGUGUACAUCCGAGCCCAUACAACAAAGGAUAACAAAGUGCAGUUUCCAGAAACCUUUGAAAAAAUAAAAUCGAUUCAAAGUAGUAAUCCCACAUCUCAGAUGACCAGUGUAGAUGAUGCCCUUAUACAGUCAAUUGGGAGUGAUAGUAGAGGGUGCAUACGGGGGAUAGGUGGAAAUGUAGGCAAGAUUACAUUGAAGAAGACAAUGCCUAUUAUACAUAAGCUCGGUGUGGUGUCGCGGGAACGAGAUAAUUUGGUAGAUAAAUUAGAUGAAAUGCAGAAAAGCCUAGGAGAUCUCCACCAGAAGUUUCAAUGCUUUGUAGAUAAGCAAGGGGAACAAAGGGAUGUGGCUCCACCAACAAUUCCUCCAUUUAAAUCUAGUCAUGCAUCAUUGCCUGAUUUGGUAAAUCUUGGCAAGAGAUGCGAUCUUUGUGAUUGGAAGAAACGGGUAAUUGCUCGUGGUGAGGUGCAUGCAGUGGAUCCAAAAACCCGUGUCCAUGGAGCAGAAAUGGGCGAUGGAAAUUUUAGUGUCGUCCUGAGGGAGAUUAUAGCUCCGCAAUCAGAGCUAUGGAAGGAAGAUGGUUAUCAUGAUACGCUUGGAGAGGUCGGUGUAGGAGGAUUUGUCGUAUGGCCCAAGCUAUUUCUAACCAUCUAUCCGUGAUGUUUAUGAAUAUUAGACAUUACAAUAACUAACACAAUUAACUUUUGUUUUUAAACUAUACAGUAACAUAGACAGAUGCAUGCAUAUUAUGGAAUCGAAUGAAUUUAACACUCACUUCAGAUUA